Ceutorhynchus assimilis (cabbage seed weevil) is the source of this 2536-nucleotide messenger RNA. Lineage: Eukaryota; Metazoa; Arthropoda; Insecta; Coleoptera; Curculionidae. The record is from the annotation of a GenBank genome assembly.
UAACGACCAAAUAAAUAAAUGCAUAAAAAUAGUACAAAACAACAAUCUGACAACAUUGUUGUUAACACUACACAAAAAUUAUAUGCGCAUUUAUGCCGCGGCAUAAAAAAUACCGAGACCGAUAACCGCUUGUUCAGUAUUAAAUUCGAUUUCGUUUCGUGGAUAUUACAACGAUAACUCUCUAUAAUGUCAGCUUCACCGAUGGCGAGACAAGCGGUUGGUACUCAAGCGAUCCCUAUUAAAAGGGUCUUAGUUAACGACCCUUCGGAGAUGCCAAAUCAUUAUUCGCAAACUCCCGGAGGAACUUUGUUUUCAACUACACCUGGAGGUACAAAAAUCGUGUACGAACGCAACUUCCUAUUGACGCUACGCAACUCGCCGAUCUCAAAAACCCCGCCCAAAUUCGGUAUUCCGGAGAAUCUAGUCAAAGGCAGCCCGCCUAAAAAGUCCACUCCAACCAGCAACCAACAACGCAAACUGCCACCCAAACCCCGAAAAGACAGCAACACUAAAACCAACGAUGACGACCAAUUCCAAAUGGAUCUUUAAUUUAUUUAUUUUACAUAUUUCUAUAUAGUUGUUAAGUUUUCUACAAUUUAAAUUAAAUUGUAUUUAUUUUUAUUUAUUGGCAAACUUCCCUUGAAGCGAUGUACUUUACCAUGUCGUAAAGACGUUGCGCGCAUGCGUACUCUGCGUCGUACCAUGCGAACAGUUUUACCAUACAGGGUGACAAACCAGAGCCGGCUUUAACGUCGAUAAUGCACGCAUGCGCGUUACCGAUUAAAUCUGAGCUCACUAGUUCUUCGUUGGAGCACUUUAGGAGGCCUCUCAUGUAACAAUCGGCCGCUUCUUUGAAUUUUCCCGUCAGGAUUUCGUAGGCGACUUGUUUUCUUAAGCUGAAAUCAGUUCAUUUUAAAAAAAGUAUUGUUCUGAUAUUUUUUUUUCUGGAACACCCUGUAUACUGUAAACCAAAAAUUUUUUGGCGCAGAUGUCUUUACUCAAGCUGGGUUCGGCUAUUCAGCGCGGAGUUGGAGUGGAGUAAGAACAGAGCUAAUGGAGUCACCCCAAUACGGUGAGAAGCAAUACCCGAACGACUGGAGUGCGAAUGGAAUCACUCGGAGUGCACGAAAUGAGCAAGCCGAACCCACCUUUAGCUAGAAUUCUAUUUUAGGUUCAGGGCGAUGUUGCCAGAAUUCUUAAUUUACAGAUUGUUUGUUACAUUAUUAAACAGUUAAAAUUUUCAUUAUUCCCGGCUCUCGAUUUGAUUUCAACUCGAUUUUUUGGCAACGUUGCAAUAAGCCGACAAAUAAUGUAAAAAUUUGCUAUGUUGAAGCACCCUAGAUGACGUCAUAAAGUUAUUAGGCAACCUAACUUUCUCAAACAACCUUGAUCAAGGCCUAACCUUGUGUUCGGUAGUAAGUAGUAACGCCCCGGAGCUGUUCUGGAGCUCUUCAUAAGUGUGAAAGGAAUACACCUAAUAAUAAACCAGUUCAUGAUUUUUUCUUAUUCGGAACAGCAAUCGACCUGCUCGAAACUCUGAGAACCAGUACAGAAAUUAUCUGGAACCGGUUCUAAGUGGCGCGGAGUUGGAGUGGAGUAAGAACAGGCCGGGGAAACUAAAAUCACGAGUCGACAUACGACUCGACAACGAGACGAUUUUUCCGACGAUUCUAGGUUAGAAAUAGAAAUCUCAUUGGAAUUGUACCUUUCGAGACGACAAGGCCGGUAUCGUUAUCGAGUCGUGUGUCGAAUCGUGAUUUUAGAAUCUCGGCCCAGAGCUAAUGGAGUCACCCCAAUACGGUAAAAAGCAAUACGCAAACGGCUGGAGUGCGAACGGAGUCACUCGGAGUGCACAGAGUGAGCAAGCCGAACCCACCUUAUGUUUAAUAUGAACAAAUAUGCAAGCGCACGUAUGAACAAACCUAUUGCAAAUUAGCAUCAGUUCAGAGUUGAUCUAGAACCGGUUCUAAAUGAACUGCGAAUAAUAAAGAGUGACUUCGAUGUGUUCCAAGACACUUUUUCCUCGUGAACUAAUCUGGAACAGAUCUUUAAAAUACAAAAAGAACGAUUUGCAACUGAUUCUUGUUGAACUUUAUAUAGUUUGGAACUGGUUCUAAUUGAAUUACGAACAAAGAAUAGAGCAAGUUCAAGGUGUUCUAGGACAGUAAUUCAGGAUUUGUAAUCUAAUUCAGAGCUUCAUUUGACAAUAAACGAGUUCGGAACAGGCUUUUGAUCAAUUUUUAGUAGAACAUAUCUGUUCUAUUUCAAUAAUGAUAAGUGACUUAACUAAAAUAGAAUUCUAUUUAUCGUUACAGGUGCCUGCAUUACCGACUUUUUAGGAUUUUGUAGGUUAUGUUUGCGGACUUUCCAGAGGAGAUUUCGUUCCAAUCGACAUUCUUUACUCAAAUUCUGUUUAUUGUUGCCUCUAGAACACUAAUUCUGGAUCCAGUGUAGGUUUUUUUAUGUUCGAAACUGAUCGGGCAACGUUAACAGUUACUCCAUUUGGUCCGAGAUUCUCGUUUUAGUGCACUAAAUU